Messenger RNA from Pieris macdunnoughi, 2019 nucleotides. The record is from the annotation of a GenBank genome assembly. NCBI's taxonomy places the organism in Eukaryota, Metazoa, Arthropoda, Insecta, Lepidoptera, Pieridae.
AUGUCGCGAGAAGGCGAAGUCGAAGGAGCAGAGAAAGCACUGCUAGAAAACAUUGCUAACGAGCUUAUGCAGGAGUGCAGGCAUAGCGCGCCUGGAGCUCGUCUUACUGCCCGAGUGCGCACUGCACUUGAAAGAUUGUCUCCAGUCCAAAGACGCGAAGUCGUGUCUCGUACCCGUGAUGGCUGUGCGCCAUUGUUCGUCGCGUGCCGGCGUGGCAACGCUGAGUUAGCUGAGUACCUUGUGCACGUGUGUGAUGCUCCUCUGGAGCAGCGCGGUGUCUAUGAAGUACCAGAUGAUCGUUCAGCGCACUCCGUCACGCCUUUGUGGUGCGCCGCCGUGGCCGGACGCCUUGCUGCCCUCACAGUACUUGCCGAUGCGGGAGCCGACCUCAACGCCGCCUCCGACUCGGGCUCUACGCCUGUACGCUCCGCUUGCUUCAUGACGCACUUGGACGUGGUAGAAUUUCUCGUGCAACGGGGCGCUGACGUUAACCGGCCCAACCAUCACGGAGGUACAUGCCUCAUUAACUCAGUGCAGUCAGCACAUCUUUGUGCCUAUCUAUUGCAGCACGGUGCGCGAGUCGACGACUGUGAUACCCAGAACAAAACUGCCCUCCACUAUGCAAUCCAGGAGCACCGAGUUGAAACCGCGCGCCUGCUUCUACGCCAUGGCGCAUCGCCGCAUCUAACGUCGCGCGCCGGUGACGACGCUCUGCGGACUGCCUGCCUCAAAGGCGCCUCACAAAUCGUUGCGCUCCUACUGGCCUCGGUACCAUACGGGUCCGAGCGCUGCGCCGACGCACACGAAUUGCUCGGUGCUACGCAGCUCGACGAGUUCAACGACGUCGCUGCGGCUCUAGCGUCUUGGCGUCGCGCCACCGACAUUCGUUACGAGGUCGACGGCUACAUCGAGAAGCGACCGUGGCUGCCGCAGGAACCGGACGGGGAAGCGCUUAGGGCGGUCGCUGGCGACGCUCUCGAAGGAGCCCACGAGUGGCGCACGCUCGAAGAACUCGAGGAGUUGGCGACGGACGCGGAUUUGCUGCGAACGCAGGCGUUGCUGGUGGCUUCAAGAACACUAGGCCCCUCGCACAAGGACUGCAUGUUUCGCCUCAUGUAUCGAGGCGCCGCUUACGCCGACGCUGGCCGGUAUCAGCGUUGCGUCGAUCUGUGGACCUGGGCGCUGCACGUGCGAAUCGUGCGCGACACGCUACUGCACGCAGACGCUUGUCACACCGCCAGUGCCCUCACGCGCCUAUUGCUCGACGCGCAGGCGGGCCGUCUCGAACGUGCCGUCGGUAUGCCGCGUCACGAGGACGUGGCGCGCGUUUUUGAACUCGUCGCUGGUCACCUACCGGAGUGCCGACGUGCUUUAAACGCGAGACCGAUGCACAAGAAACAGGCGGAGACGUUUGAUCGUGCGCUGCGAUGCGUGACACACUUGCUGCAUCUACUAUUGGCGACGGCGCGCGACGACCGGCAGCGCGAAAGUACAGCGGCAGCUGCUCGGCGCCUGGUGGAGGCCGACGUACGCAGCGCGCACACAGGCGAUACUCUAUUGCAUCUGGUGGUUUCGCGGCUAAACGUGGUGCGGUCGACGUACUUCACGGACGAGGCGGGCGUCGCGAGCGUGUUUCCGAGUGCCGAGGUGGCUAAACUACUGCUGGCGUGCGGCGCCAAUCCCCGUGUUCGCAACGAGGCGCGGUCGACGGCGCUGCACGUGGCGGCCAUUCCCUACAACCAGUCUCUACAAGUGGUCGAGACGUUGUUAGCGGGCGGUGCACAUCUGGACCAGCCCAACAAGUUCGGCGACUCAGCGGGCGAAUUGCUGGCUUUUAGUGGUGGCGCGCAAAUACGGCCUCUGGUUCACAUGUCCCUGGCUUGUUGGGCAGCUCGCGCUCUGCUUGAGGCCGCACCGCCUCCCCCACACUUGCCCGCCGCUCAAACGUUUUACGCCCAAUUGCUGCCGCGCACCCUGCUCGAAUUUCUUGAUCUUCAUCGCCCCUUGCUGCCGCCGUAG